Molecule: messenger RNA, 822 nt
Organism: Hordeum vulgare subsp. vulgare (domesticated barley)
Lineage: Eukaryota; Viridiplantae; Streptophyta; Magnoliopsida; Poales; Poaceae
Product: PRA1 family protein F3-like
Exons: 1
Coding region: 96-668 (190 amino acids)
Biological process (GO): vesicle-mediated transport
Cellular component (GO): Golgi apparatus; endoplasmic reticulum
Source: RefSeq, a predicted model, not a curated record
CCUGCCGGGUUGACGUCAAGUUCAGUCCGCUCCACCCCCACACGUUUUCCUCCUACCGUCGCCGGCCAGCGGUCACCUCCGCCCUCCAGCCAGCCAUGUCGAAGUACGGAACCAUCCCCAUCUCCUCCUCCUCCGAUGCCCCGCCUCCCGGCUCGUCUCCGCUGGACUUCAUCUCCCGGGCCAAGGCCCGCGGCGCGUCGGCACUAGCGACGCGGCAACCCUGGCGUGAGCUCGCCGACCCAAAGGCCAUCGCCUUGCCCCGGGGGCUAGGGGACGCCUACCUCCGCGCCCGCGCCAACCUCGCGCAUUUCUCCAUGAACUACGCCAUCGUGGUCCUCGGCGUCGUCUUCCUCUCCCUGCUCUGGCACCCCUUCUCGCUCAUCGUCUUCCUCGCCUGCAUGGUCGCCUGGGUCUUCCUCUACUUCCUCCGCGACGUCCCGCUCGCUCUCUUCGGCCACACCAUCGGUGACGGCGUCGUGCUCGCCGUCCUCUCGGCCGUCACGCUCAUCCUGCUCCUGCUCACCGGAGCCACCGGCAACAUCCUCACCUCGCUGCUCGUCGGCCUGGUGCUCGUCCUGCUGCACGCCUUGCUGCAUCGCCCCGCGGACAGCAUCGACGAGGAGGCCGGACGGUGGUACACACCCGUCACACCGCCGCCGCCUUACUAGUCUCUGAAUGCUGAGUUGCGCCUUGUAAUCUCGUUGGUUCUUGGUUUGUGAAUUGUGUUCCGUGGCUCGCUGCAAUCCUUAUAAUUGUUUUGUUGAGGUGUAUCGUUUCUUAAUCCAUAUCCGCACUUGUUCAUGAAUAAUACGUGCGAAAUAA